Molecule: messenger RNA, 8168 nt
Organism: Pomacea canaliculata
Lineage: Eukaryota; Metazoa; Mollusca; Gastropoda; Architaenioglossa; Ampullariidae
Exons: 7
Coding region: 748-6876 (2042 amino acids)
Biological process (GO): regulation of transcription by RNA polymerase II
Cellular component (GO): chromatin
Source: RefSeq, a predicted model, not a curated record
GGAACUGUAAAUAUGUUUACCAGUAAUUUAAAGUACAAAUCUUAAGCAUUAAUUCCUUUUCGCAAUAUAAUUUACAAUAUAAUUAUGCCUUUAUUUUAUUGGAAUGUAUUAUAAAAAAAAUUAAGGUAACAAUGAAAGUAGUACAAAAUAUGUUGUCCUCCAUCUUUGUUUUUUUCCUAAUUGGACGUAUAGCCAUUCACUUUUUAGGGCAUAAGCUAAUGCUUCUUUUUGAAGAAUAUUAAGCUCGGUCAUUUACAAUUUAUUGCUUCAAUAAUUUAUUAUGCUUUUCAUCCACUCACAAAACUAAUAGAAAGAAAUUCUAUAUUCCUUUGUUAUACUAAAAAAUCACAUCACAAUGAUCUUUGACCAUAAGCUCCAUUCUUCCUAGGCCUGUAUUUAGGUAAAAUUUGGCUUACUUGAUGAAGAUGUCAGCUGUGUCAAGUUUGUGUGUGUGUAAAACUUUUAACUAUCCCUAAUUAUCAUGAUGCUUAUUUUAAUUGUUUUUCCACUAAACAGUUCUGUUUGGGUAGCCCCCUCCCAAACAAAACAAAACCAGAAGCAAAAAAAAAACCUCCCAAAUAAUCUCAUGUACAAAUGGACACUACACUUGUUAAGGGUAAUUUAAUUAUUAUUAGAUAGCUUUACUGUUCGGCACUGUACAAGAGCGCCUGAUCUGAACACUGUACACACAGCUUAGCGAUCUGCUCUAAUUGCUUUUUUUAUGUGCAGGGGUGCACAGAUAAAACCAUGCCGUUUGCAAAAGCACGGUGCUGCGUUACUUAUUCUUCUUUGUCGGCAGGCCCUGCCACCUGCCACUCACCCCUCCCCUCACGUGACCUCACUGACAUUUUGCCUUCCUCUGCGCCUGCGCAAGAUCUCCCCCCCCCCCCUACUCCCGCACAGCUAGGCACACACACACCCUCCCUACCCAGUGUCAAGAUGGCCACUGUAAAGCGAGGGGAUAUUCUGCACAAAAACACAAGCAGGGGUCGGCCGCCAAAGCCCGACAAGGAAAGAAAACAGAAACAGCGGCAAGCAUAUCAAUGGCGGGAUGCACGUCGGGUUUACCUUGCAGGCUCUUUUGAAAGAUGGCGGAAACUGCGUGGACGACUGCAAUUAAAAGAUUCGAGCCUCGCUUGGCAUUUGCUGGAGACUCACGACAAAGGAUGUGACAGGUGUAGCCCAUCUGGAGUAAAUGCUACUGUUGCCAUGGGACCAGAUGAUGAUAGUGGGUCUGCAAGUGUUGUUGAACAGGAAAAGGAUCCGAGCCAGUUUUACCCAGGGUUAAUUGCAGCACUCAGAAGGUUGUGCCACGCACACCUCACCUUUUCUGAAUGUGUAGAAGUGAUGGGAUUAAUAUGUGUAGAAAUAGAUCACAUGAGAAAAGAUAACUAUAGUUUAAAGGAAGUAGUGUGUAAUGGGUCACGACCUAAAGGUCGUGUUCAUGAACGUGAUCAAGCACAACAUGAAGCUAUUGAAGCAGAUGCUGUCUCGGCAGCCCUGAGUUGUGGUGGAAGAGGACUAGAAAGAGUUAGUACCCAGAAUGUUGGCAGCCUGGAUAUAACAUCUGAGGUUAACAGUAAGACAGAUUGUGAUAUUUCUGUUGAUGUUGAAAAUAGAUUGGGUGGUGAUGAAGAAGUGAACAAUGAAGGUCUUUCUUUGAAUAAUAGUUAUGUUGCUGAUGGUUUCUUGCACACAGCGCAUGAAAACAGGGAAGGCAUCUCCUUGUCAUCAGUGCCCUCGGACAGUACAAGAAAUUACCAAUCAGUGCCUCAUACUUUAGAGGACAUGAUGGAACAGGGAAAAGAUGCCUCUAAUAACUCUUACCAAGUUCUUUCACGGACAGAAGCAAAAAGUGACAACAGAACUUCAGUGAUGACAGAUCAUCUUUCCAAUACUGAUAAGAACCGAGAUUUUACCCAGGAAGACAUGGGCAACUUUGCUGUCAGACCUAGUGUUGUUCAAGUUACAGGUAGCACUGAGGUUAGGUCGGCAGCAAAUACUGUCCUGUCUCGGACAUCACCAUGGUCUGAUACGAAUGUCUGCAGUGAGGAAAGUGUAUCUGGAGACAAUGUUGCACUUCAUGAGAUUCCAGUUUCGCACAGUGCCAUUCAGAAUUCACCCUAUGCCUCAGAAGAGAAUGUGACUUCACGUGAAGUAAGAAGUUCUGGUUCAGAUCAAGUUUAUCGUGUGGACCUAACUGUCUAUGAUCAAGAGAGUCCUCAAGAUUCUUUAUCUAUGAUGACUGAAACAAGUUCCAGUGAAACUGCAUUAAUGAAUGGAGUGAAAUCAGAUCCAGAGAUUAAUGCUGUUCCAAAAGGGGCUGCCACUAGGGAGAGCAGGGUAAAUUUUGCCAAUACUUCCGGAUGUGCUGCACGUCCAACAGUUAUCAAGAAGGAACCUGGGGGACUGGACUUGCCUGUGGAUACUUCUAAUGCAGGGGCAAUGACUUCUUUCCAUGACAGCAGUGUUUUAGAUGAAGCAGAUGUGCCUCUUGACAUGUCAGUGGUGAAGGAUGAAGACCCUCUCAGGGGAAGUAAUAGCCACAUGACGCUUUCCCAUCAACCCGGAGAAACAUCUAGCAGAGUUGGAGGACAUAUACCCCUACAGAAUAAUGCUGCUUUAUCAGAAAAUGGGGGACUCUAUCCUGCCUUAGAUGGUUCACCUGAUUCAGAAAGUGCAUCAACUUUACCAGCAUCAAGUACCAGGCUAGCAGCGGAUUCACCAGCAGGCACACCCAGCUCUCCAGGCAGCAGAACCUGCAGUACACCUAUCACAGGUGAAACAGUGUCUUCGCCUACCUCCUCCAUGGCUGUGCUGCAGCAAUAUGCAGAUCAUAUUUUCCAUUCUCAGAUGGCAUCAUCACACAUGUCAUCUCACCUGGAUUCUACAGGUGAUAGAAAGCGGCGACUCUCCGAUGGAGAUUGUGUAGGAGAUGGUGAAGGGGGUCCACCCUGGGUAAGAAGAGACAUGACUCAGAAGACAGAAUAUCAGUACCUAGAAACUGACCCAUUUAUGGACUUUGGGGAAAUGUCACGAAGCUUUCCAAAUAUGCAGCAGCGCACCUUUUAUCGCUGGAAACGGCGUAUUAAAGACCAGUUUAUUUUCCUGGAGCAGAGACCAACAUGGACGUAUUCACAGUUUUCAGCCUGCUUCCCACAGGUGAGAGAGCAGGUAUUUCAUCACUGGAGGAGCAUGAUGGCUCGUGGCCAUCGCUUUCUUGCAGACACCACAAAAACUCCUGUGCUGGCAAACUUAUUUGGUAGCUCUCAGUUCCCAGCAGACUCUGGGGCAUACAAAGAUAAUGGCUCCGAAGGCCAUCAAGAUACAGAAUCAGAGGACCGUGAUGAUAAAGAGGAUGGAGCUAAAGAUGAAGAGGAAGAAAGAGAUGAGACAACAGCACAGUAUAUAUUCCUUCAAAAGAAUCUUGGUCUAGAAGCUGAACAGUUUGCUCAGAUUUUCCCUGGUGUUUCAAGACAGACAUUUUAUGCAUGGAAGAAGCAAAUCCUCAUUGAUUUUAUAAGGCUGCAGUCAAAUCCACAGGUCACAUAUCAAGAGUUUCGGAAACAUGCAUCUGUUACUCAGGAUGUAUUUACUCUUUGGAAAUCCCAAGUAGCACUUGCUGGGAGCCACAAUCCUGUCACAACAACUUGUACUCCUCUGUCUACUUUGCCACAUAGUUCAACAGCCCCGAGCCUGCCUCCUCUCUCACUGUUAGCAGCUAAUGCAAACAGCGAACACCUGAUGGCAAGUGCAGAACUGGCUUCUUGGUACCGAAGCUAUGCUCCUUUGAUGGGGCAGAUGGCAUUACCACUGUGGUCUCCUUUGCGGCUAAUGUCUGGUCAUGCUUUAACUUCCUCAUCCAGUUCUGCCCAUACAGGCCUGAACACAGAGAGGGAUCAGCAUGAUGAGAGAGACAACAAGCCUGUGAGAAGUGCUGAGAGUGGCAGGGGUGAAGUAGGUGAACGAGACCUGACAAAGGAGAAUGAGGUGAAUACCAGUCUGCAUCAGCCUGUUAUGGUGGCAACAGAUGGCAUUGGAAAUCAUUGUGGUAGGCGAGUGAGCAUGAAGCCAGAACAGUACUACUUUCUCCAGAACCCUGAUAUCAGUCACUCAGCUUUGUGCCGACUUUUUCCUGGUGUUUCUGCACAGCGCUAUGCAAGAUGGCGUCGCAAGGUUGCUUCUUCUCUUGCACUGCUUCAACGUGAACCACACUGCACAGACGAACAGUUUGCACUCUACUUCCCAAAUGUCCCAAGUGAGAUCUUGGCCUCAUGGCGGCGACGUGUUGAGCAAGGGCUUGCUCUUGCUCCACUUGGUACGCAAGACAUAGGACCGGAACCAGCACUACCAUCGAGAAUGAUCGCACCCAUCUCCCCAGUCUCUAACACACCUGUGCAGCAGUCUCAUGAUCUUAGUGUCAGUUCUGACAGAGGAACAGAAGAAGCACCAAAUUUUUUGUUAGAGAGAUCAAGGUUGGAUGGGGGUGAUGGGCUAAAACAUCAAGACACCAGUAUUGAGCGUAUAGAGCCUUCUCAUCUUUCCCCAACACAGGGAUCAUCCCGAAAGCGUCAUAAACCCAGUCGAGAGGAGUUUCUUUUUGUACAAAGAUGCCCUCAGGUUGAUUUCACAACAUUUUCCUCUUAUUACCCUGGCAUUUCUGUUCGCACAUUUUAUCGCUGGCGCCGUCAGGUGAGAGAUGGAAUGAACUUGCUGCGGUCAGAACCUUCCAUCACACUGCAAAACUUUCAGCAGCUGUUUCCUGAUGUCUCUGAAGAAGUUUUUUACACAUGGAAAGCCAGCAUACAGGAAGAGAAUGUUGCAGUCAGUGCCACAAGCCACUCGGGAGCAUUGGAGAAUUGUGCCAGCCAAAUGUUGGAACCUUCAAGGGAUACUUUAACAGAUGACAUGCUGUCCCAGCCAGCACAUGCCACUGAUGUGCUUCCAUCACGAGUGCCAGAUGUGGAAAUGGCACUGGUGACAGAUGAUACAGAAGAUCAGAAGCAGAAAUGUCGACCAGAACAGCUAUUGGUGCAUUUGCAUCCUUACAUGGACUAUGGAGAAUUCAGUCGCACAUACCCUGGUGUGUCACAUCGUACAUUUUAUAGGUGGAAGCAGGAAGCUCGGCAGGUGAUGGAAUACAUGCGAGACCAUUCUGAUGUACAGUAUGAAGACAUUGCUGCAGUUUUACCAGAUGUGACAUUUGAAGCUUUCCGUAAGUGGCAAUCGCUAAUUGCUGAAAGUGGAGCAUCUGUCAGUGCUUCUGAAAAAGAAGAUGAAGGUCACUCCACUAUGGUUCACAGUGGCAGAUUAAUGCAGCAUAGCUCUACCAAACAUUCAGAGCCUGCUAUCUCAGUUGGUGAACAUGCACGUGGUGCUGAGUCUGUUGCUGUAGGAUCACAGCAGGUAUGUGAGCUGGCAGCAGGAGAUGAAGAAGAUAUGGGAGGGAGCAAAGGAAGAAAGCAUGUACGAGAAGAGUUUAUCCAGGUGAUGCUAAAUCCCUCCAUGGACUAUGCACAGUUUGCCCAACAGUUCGGCACUGUGUCACAGAGAACAUUCUACCGAUGGCGCCGUCACAUUCGAGAGUGGCGUGCCUUCAUCCGUGAAAACCCAAACGUAGACUUUGCCUCGUUUUCUCAAACUGCUCGAGAUGUUCCAGAGAGUGUUUUUCGAAUAUGGCAGGCUUUGGAACAAGGCCCACAACAGUCAGAAAAAACUAUGGCAGAUUUAAUGGCUGGCAACUCUGUAUUUGAUAAUGGGCACACAAGGGUUCUUGACAAUGGACAAGGUGUUAUUACUAAUGACAUGAUUUCUUGUGUAGAUCCAGCUGAUAGUCCUCUGAAUCUUAUGGACUCAAAUUUAAGGGGAGACAACAACUUUGGCGAAGAUGAAGGCCACAAAGAAGCACAUCAGCAUUUCUUACAUCACCCAAAGCUAGAGUAUGAGGAGUUGGUGGCAGUAUACCCACAGGUGGCACCAGCAACUUUUCAACGAUGGAAAAAAAGUGUGGGAAUGAAGCUGGAAUACAUCCGUAGCAUUCGCAGCACUAACUAUCCAGACUUUCAUAGUCUUUUCCCAGAUGUGCCCGAAGAUGUCUUUAAUGUCUGGAAGGCCUUGGUACUUAAAGAACCCCGCCAUGCUGAUAAUUUCUUAUUUCUUGGCAGAGAUGACACUCAGGCAUCUCUGACUCAUCCUGCUCAUCCGUCAUCAUCUGCCCUUGGUAUGUCGGUACUACCGUCUCACUCAGCUGGGUUGUUAAGUCAUGAUAGCCAGUCGGAUUCAGAAUCUGGUACUCCAGUAUCUUCUGGCCAUCAUGUAUCUUUUGGUGGUUCAUCAUUGCCAUCUGCUGAAUCUCUGCAACAGCGCACAAGCCCAGCUCUUCCAAGCACCACAGGCAGGGAUGGAGAAAAAGUCAAAGGAGGUGUCACUGUGAGGGUGAAGACAGAGUCUCCUACUGCUCCCCUGCCAUCUUUUACAGAAACAGUGUCCAACCUGACACGUCUGAGUGCUAUGCUUCACCACCAUUUGCCACCUGGACUGCCAGAUCCUGCCCCAUUGCCGGCACCACCUACCUCUCUGACGUGUCACACAGCCACAGCAAGCUCGGGUAAUACUGGAAGCCAAGGAACGUUCUCCACUGUUCUAGCAGACAUAGUCAGUGGAAGCAUGCCAGCUGAUGUAACAGAUGACAGGGAAGAAGAAAUGCCACGCCUUUCCCAGCGACAGCGUAAAGUUCACCGUGUAGAAUACAUCUUUGUUCAGCAGAAUCCUGAUGUUGAUGUUCAGGAAUUUACCAAACGAUUUCCUGGUGUAUCCCCUAGGUCAUUCUACAGGUGGAAGCGAGAAAUUCGUGAGGAGCAAGAUGGGCAGACAUAGGCUGGUUUCACUAUUUGGAAUGGGCAAGAGGGUGUUUGCUCUUAUCACUUUGCAUGAAAUGGGUAGUUCAGGUGUUAAUAACAAGCUUUGACUUUUGUCACCAGCAGUUAGGGAUGAUGCCCAGAGGCUUGUUUAUGAAAAAAAAACUGCUUAUUUGAAUGUGUACAUAAAAGAGCCAAAAACUGAGCAAAAAGAGUGAAAAUACUAAAACUGAAGAAUCUGAUAUGUGUUGAAUUAUUAACCACAAAACUGUUACAUGUUUCCUAUAAGAUAUAGGAAAGAGAUUUUAUGAUGCUAAAGAUUUUAUUCAAGAUAAUAAUGAAGUUAGGUAUUUUGCUGUUGUACCUUUCCUGGUAUGCACAACAGCUAUAACACAUAAGCUGAAUAUAUGAAAGGAGUAAAAGGGAAACUAAACGCUCAUAAAAAAGAAGCUCUCACUGGAGCUUUUGGUGUGUAUACGCCUGCCUUUGAAAGUAGCUAUAAGCUGAAUGACUGCCUUACUCAGUUUGCAAACCACCCCGAGAUGAAUCCAGGGCAUGUGACUGAAUGAGACUGUUGCAGACUGCUGGCAGUAGUUGGUGUUGCACUUGGCCUGUAUAUAUAUAUAUGAUGUAAAUGGCUUCCUUGACAAUUCUCUGGAACCUCAGGGCCUCACAGUCUGAUCUGAUCAGGCUGGGAGAAGACUGCCUGUUGUUAUGCAAAUGUUCUUCCACUGGUUAGGACAUCUUUCCAUUCUUUUCUUCAAUUUUCUGUCCCCCCCCCCCCCCACGUGUGCUUGGUCGCAGUUGUGGCACUUGAUGUGAUGGAGGUUACCUGACUUGUGCAACUUGUCAGUCUUGUUUUUGGGUGCCAUUAGUCAGAUCUAGAUGGUAUCACACAACUUGGCAUGGACCGUGACCCUGUCCUGAACUUAUGAAAGAUAGCUUCUGUGACCUUGACAUAGGGUACAAAUCCGGAUGGAUACACAUAGUAAGCUCCAGUGACUGCCUCUUUUUUCUUGAGCGUGAAGGUGUUUUCUCUAGUUUUUCUUCUACCAUGUCCUCACUUUAAGCGCUAAAGCUAUCAUUCUGUCACAAUAAGGAAAACUUGUUAAAAAAGGGUGUUAUGUAAUGAGAAUAAACAGUGAACACAGCUGAGAACAAUAAAUUAGCAACCCCAGAUAGCAAAGAAAGUGCUGUACUAGAUUGUUUUGUGUGUCUAUAUAGCAGUGAUGUCCAACCUUUUUUGGCUUGCGGGCCAUACACAUUUCUGACGUGUGUCACGGGCCGCUUUACCAUAAAAAUACAAAAAAA